Messenger RNA from Pectinophora gossypiella (pink bollworm), 3291 nucleotides. Its product is annotated as bromodomain-containing protein 8-like. Lineage: Eukaryota; Metazoa; Arthropoda; Insecta; Lepidoptera; Gelechiidae. Gene Ontology annotation, cellular component: NuA4 histone acetyltransferase complex. The record is from RefSeq and is a predicted model, not a curated record. The coding region runs from base 178 to 2475 and encodes 765 amino acids. The transcript has 18 exons. Gene Ontology annotation, molecular function: protein binding.
UAAAUAAAAAAUAAAAGCGUCAUAAUUUGCAUUAUUAUCAAUUCAAUUUUAUGUUUUAUGUUCUCAAUACGCGUUAAAUAAAGCAAAUAGUUAUAUUGAACUAAAAAUAAACGAUUUGAAAUAUGUUUAAAGUGUUUUAAGGGAGUGAAAUUCUGUGAUAUUAAACAUAACCUCGAAAUGAGUUCGAUACAGGAGCGAUUGCAACUGAAGAGAGUACCUUUAGACACUUGGAAUAUUAGAGAACAGCUAUGUCUGGCAUCUGCAGUCGUCAGAAGUGGAGACCAGAACUGGAUGUCCGUUUCCCGCGCUUUGAAAACUGUGGGAGAAGCUAAUAGACCAGCUGAUUGGUACUCUCAAAAAAGCUGCGCAGCCCAGUACGGAGCUCUACUCGAACAUGUGGAGACUCCAAAACGAAAGAAACGGAGUUCGGAGGGUGCGGUGGAGACCCCUCAAGAGAGUAUACUCAAGAGGCUCACACAAGAACGAAUUGUUGAGAUUCAGAAGACAGUCGCGGAGAUGAACCAGCAGUAUGAGCAAUUAAAGAACGAAGUAACUGAAGCUCGCAACCCGGCUACGUCAGAGGAGAGACUGAGAGAGAUGUGGGCGGAGAUAGAGUCGGGCAAGCGUGCGAGGGAGCGAGAGAGCGCGCGGCGCGCCGCCUGGCUGAAAGAAAGAGAGGAGAGACGUGCGCGCGCCGAGAGGACGUGGCGCCCGCCGGCGCACGCGCCGCAGGCAGCGCCGGUGGCCGGCGCCCCCGCACCGCCGUCGUCCCCGCUGCUGACGUCACUACUCAAGUCCUCCCCUGUGGUGACCACUCCGCAACAUAUACCUCAUCCCGCCACUGUUGUUGAGACAAUAUCUCCGUCAGCGGGGGCGCCGACGCUCUCCAUGCUACUGGAGAAGCCAGGGGGCAGCCCCCACGAGAAGCACAUAGCCAUAGAACAUAUCAAGAGCCAGCUGCAGCAGAUCGAGCAGCAACUCAAAGCGAACACAGCGGCGCCCGCGCUGCCGGCACCCGCGGUAGACAUCGACGACAUAGAAAUAAAGGCUGAAGACGUAUACGCUUUCCGGGACAUAGAUAUUAACAUACCACCCGUCACAGCAAUACACAAACCCAACAACCCGAGGCCCGCGGAGAAGCCUGCGUUCAAGAAGGACGACCAGGAGGUCGAGACGCCAAUGGAGACAGAAACUGACGCAGAACAGGUCGCCGAGGACAUUAAGGAGGAACCAGUUGUGGCGGAGGCGCCAUCGGAAGAAGUUAUACCUAUGGAUGUGGAAAAUACGACAGGGCAGCCACCGGAGCCGGCAGCAGAGCCCCCGGGUGCUCCGCAGCCCGAGGUGCGCUUCCCAGCGCCCGAGAUCAAAGUACCGCCACACCACCAGAAAAUAAAAGAAGAGUUAAGAGAGUCAGAGGUGUCCACUCCCGAGCCAGAGAAGGAGAUAGAGGAAGAAGUGAAUGUAGAAGAUGUACCGGCACUCGCUGAAGAAGAGAUAAACGAGCAAGAGGAUACUGCCCCCGAGCCAGCCACAAAUGACACACCUCAACCGCCACCAUCAGAGGACCACGGCCUGAUGCAGCAGCCAAUGGAGCUGGACCCUGCUGACAUACCACUGCCUGACAGCGAUCGCCAGGAACAAGCAGAGCCGCCGCUGCCACCGGAACCGGAAAUCGCAGUGCAAGAGAUCAAAGUGGAGUUAGUAGAAGAGGAGAAGUCGGAGUCGCAGCAGAGUGAGACGGAAGAGAGUGUGGAGGAGAUGGCGGGAGAUGUGAAGAGAGAUGACGACGCUGAGGUGAGAGAGGAUUCCAUUCCUCUGAAGGAAAUGGUGAGGGAGGAGACGGAGGGGAAACCGGAGCCACAGGAACCGGAAGUGAAAGAGGAGCAGCCGAUGGAACCUGAAGAAACCCACACGGAGACUGAUGACGACACACCUAUGGAGCUAAGUCGCGAAGAAGAAAAAGAUGGGAAAAAGAAGCGCGAUUAUUCUAGAAAGAAGAAACCGGAUUCUAGAACUUGCUCGGGGUCUGAGAGCGCGGCGGAGGCGUCGGCCCCGGAGUCCCCGCACAGCGACGCCGAGCGCCAACACCGGCUGUGGAAGAAGUCGGUCAUGCUUGUAUACAGCAGACUAUGCGCUCACAAGUACGCUUCCAUCUUUCUGCGGCCCAUCACAGAUGAGGAGGCUCCAGGGUACAGCAUGGUGGUCAAACGCCCCAUGGACCUGACCACCAUACGACGGAACAUUGAUUCUGGGGCUAUCAGAACGACAGCGGAGUUCCAACGCGAUGUCCUCCUAAUGUUGAACAACGCGCUGAUGUACAAUAGCAGUUCUCACAGCGUCUACCAGAUGGCGCGAGACAUGUUCGAGGAGGCGGCGUGUCAGUUGGGCAUGCUGCUGGCGGCGCAGGCGCACGCGGGGCUGGUGGCGCCGCCCGCGCGGCGCAAGCGGCGGCGACACGACGACGGACAUUGCUAGCGCCCACGGCUACGCAGCACCGAGCAGACGGGGGUCCUACCUCUAACACCAGAAGUCAAUAUCAUGACCGUGGUGUAAGAAAACCAGGCUUGCUCAAAACUGACAGCUAACAUUUCAAGGUCCAAAUUUAAAAGCCCAGCUGACGUCAUCCCACCCUGCGUUGCCAUUUUGUAAAAAAUAAAUUACCCACGACCAAUGUGUUUAUAUUUACUUUGAAAGGAAAUUUUGAAAAAGAGUUACAGUUUUAUUGUAUUUUUAUAUAUGUGACAAGUAAUAGUAAUUAAAUAUAUUAGUCUUUGGCGGCGAGGAUGUGCUGCCGAAAGGAUGAUUUCGGGGUAUCGAACUGAGCAUAGUAUCCCGCUAGCCACAAGGUGGUAGUGUGACUAGGGAUCGACGAUCCAACAGUGUUAUGUUGGAAGUUGUAUAUAUGCGUCUUGCUGUGUAAACAUCGAUAUCGCGUUUCACGACUGUUUGAAGACUGCAUUAUUGAAUGUGGCGCCAUCUGUUGCAUGUGGGCGGAACUAGGUGGCCAACUAGUUGGGUCCGCAACAAGUCAUUCACUUAAUUUUCAAUAAUAAAAUUUACGUCCUUGGAAUGUUGGAGAUACCAAUUUAAUGGUAACACUUACGUCAUCAAAGGGCUAGCAAUGGCGGCUUGUCAUAGGAUUGAGCAUAUCUGGUUUUCUGUUUACAUAGAAUAAAGGAUAACUUUAUAUAAAAUUAGAUGGAGUGUCCGAAUGAGCUCCAUAUUAUUCCUUUUUGUCUACAUCUAUGUAAAAUAAUCAUAAUGGUAAAUAUAGUUACUUAAUAAUUAAAA